AUAGAUAAUGACAGAUCGAAUUUGACAAUUUUAUUGUUUUUAUUUUUCCUGUCCCCAAAACUUAGAAUUUUAGCUCCUUUUCCCUAAAAAUCCUUUGUAGUGUUACGACCUGAAAACUUACCUUCUGUAUCUAUAGUUAAGAAAAUAGAAAAACAAUUAUCAUAACCUAUAACUUAUCCUACCCUAGCCUUUUUGGAUAUAUUUUGAUGGAUUAUUUUAAAUGAAAAUUAUGUCUACAAGCUAUUCCACAGCAUUGUCACACAUUGUUUUAGCUGGUACAAGCAUUUAUUGUUGUCUUCGUUCAGAAUCAAUAAUAUAUGCACAAUGUUCAUUUGCCUCUAUUAUGGUUAAUUCCUUACUGGGAGUGUGGAGAUGGGGAAACCCUGAUUAUGGACCUAAUACUGAUAAAGUGUACAAAAUAACAACACUCUUACAAGACUCAAUUGUGCUUCCAUUCAUAGUUUCAACACUAUGGAUUCAAUAUGGAUAUACUUAUGAGGUAGCCUUAGGUAACAUGAUCAUUCCUCUUAUACCUGUUAUUUCAUAUUUAGCAAAUAGCAAUUAUAGAAGCCUAGAAUUGUUAGAUGGUAUAUUAUGUUUAAAUUGCGGAGUUCUUCUGUACCUUUCCUUUACUGAAGAAAACUAUUUUGGCUUGGCAGCAGGUGUAUCUUAUUUGGUUAAUUAUUUUUGGAUAAAGAAGGGUGAUAGAAGCCAAUUUGAUAUACCUACUCAGGAUCUAUUCAACUAUGCAAUGUGCUUUUUCGCAUACUUUAGUCUGAAGGCUGUAUUGGAUUAAAUAUGGUAAUGUAUUGUUGAAUUCUGGUUUACGAUAUCAAGACUGAAGAUCUAGAAAGCUGUAAAAAAUUGAUUGCUUUUGAUAACACGAUAAAUAUGGAUUGUGAUAA
Molecule: messenger RNA, 905 nt
Organism: Diabrotica virgifera virgifera (western corn rootworm)
Lineage: Eukaryota; Metazoa; Arthropoda; Insecta; Coleoptera; Chrysomelidae
Exons: 3
Coding region: 221-796 (191 amino acids)
Source: RefSeq, a predicted model, not a curated record